Molecule: messenger RNA, 726 nt
Organism: Moneuplotes crassus
Lineage: Eukaryota; Ciliophora; Spirotrichea; Euplotida; Euplotidae
Source: the annotation of a GenBank genome assembly
CUGAAGGGAAAUUAAAAGUAAAUGAAAGUGAGAGUAUUGAAAGUGGGCUUAAUGAAGCAGGGCCAAGCAAGAAGGCUUGUAAUUUUAUGAAACUGGGCAUACAUAAUAAAGAUUCCAUGCUUCCAUCUUCUGAUGAUAAUCUUUGUAUUGAGGAACCAAAUUUAAAAGAUAAAUCCCUUACAAAGCCUGAUUUUCUUCUUGCACAUGAUUCGUCGAAAGAAGAACAAAAGGAGUUAAUUGUUGAGUCCAAAGAGGGAGAUAUUCAGAAAACUUAUAAUCACGCUGGAAAUACUCUUACAGCAGCCGACCGAGUUGACUUCAAACUAAGAAACUCUCUUAGGUUUCUGAGAAGAUAUUUCCUUCAGCUCUACAAACAAGCCAACCGCAGAAUUGUUCAGAAACGCUAUGUGAACUGCAGCACCAGACAGAUUGUGGACUCUGUAAGAGCGACUUUGGAGCAGAGCUUUCAAAAUAUGGAAGUUUCUGAAGACCUGGCCAAAUACACAGCAGGAAUCCUUAGCUUGAAGUCUUCGAGUAGUCUCAAAUGCUCUAGUCAAGUCUCUCAAGAGAUUCGCUUGUUUCUCGAAGCUGUCCGUAAAUUUAGGCUGAAGAAUUUCAAGAGGCUCAUGGCAUCUGCCAACUUACAAACAUUGUGAAGACACUUGAUGGCCAGUUGACAAGAUGAUAAAAUUGAUGUUCUGAGGCAAGCAUUGAGGAUGGAUUAAU